Telopea speciosissima is the source of this 1543-nucleotide messenger RNA. Its product is annotated as spermidine hydroxycinnamoyl transferase-like. The transcript is spliced from 2 exons. Bases 20 to 1543 code for a protein of 507 amino acids. The record is from RefSeq and is a predicted model, not a curated record. Gene Ontology annotation, molecular function: acyltransferase activity, transferring groups other than amino-acyl groups. NCBI's taxonomy places the organism in Eukaryota, Viridiplantae, Streptophyta, Magnoliopsida, Proteales, Proteaceae.
AAAUAACUAAAACUCAGGCAUGGUGAUCUUGAAGGGUUCUCACACAGUUACCCCAGCCCAACCCACAUCUUCCGGCAAACUCUGGUUAUCGGAAUCUGACCAAGUUAAACCCUUAACCCAUGCACCAACCAUCUACUUCUACCGACCAACAUCUUCCGACGUCUCCAUCACCUCCGCCGACAUCGACACUUUGAGAGAUUCUCUAAGCAAAGUUCUGGUACAAUUCUACCCAUUAGCCGGCCGACUUCAUUGGAUCGGUGGCGGCCGACUAGAGCUCGACUGCAACGCCGCCGGAGCUAAGCUCUUUGAAGCUGAAUCUGAUGCGUCUAUUGUUGAUUUCGGCGAUUUUAGGCCGACGCCGGAGAUCAGAGAACUGAUUCCUCGAAUUGAUUACAACACUCCUAUAAAUGAACUUCCAUUGCUGCUUGUGCAACUCACGAGACUCUGCUGUGGUGGCAUUGCCGUCGGCGUUGCCAUCUCACAUGUCAUCGUCGACGGCCAAACUGCUCUUCAGUUUAUCAAUACAUGGGCCAAGGUGGCUCGUGGAGAGAAGCUUGAGACAACGGUGUUUUUAGACCGGACGGUUUUGCAUACAAGUGAAUCACCGUCCGCCCCACGGUUCGACCAUGUCGAGUUUAAACAGCCUCCAGUGCUCCUCGGCCGUUCUGAUGCGAGUGAGGAGAGAAAAAAGGAGACUACGGUGGUAAUGCUGAAAUUGACGAGAGAUCAGGUGGAGAAACUUAAGUGCAAAGCAAAUGAAAGUCGAACCGAGGAAUCCGGUCGGGCCUUCAGCCGGUAUGAAGCGGUUGCGGGACACAUGUGGAGGUGCGCGUGCAAGGCUCGUGCUCAUGAACCGGAGCAGCUGACCAAGUUGCGCAUCGUCGUUGAUUGCCGGAACCGGUUGCGGCCGCCGCUCCCACAGGGGUAUUUUGGGAAUGCGACAUUUCCGACAACGCCAACGAGCUUGGCCGGGGAAUUGCUGGCGAAGCCGUUGGGUUAUGCGUCGGGCAAGAUCAGAGAAGCAGUGGAGAAGGUGAAUGAUGAGUACGUGAGAUCCACCAUUGAUUUUUUGAAAAGUCAAGAAGAUCUGACGCCGUUCAGGACAUCUUUCCAUACGGUUGGGUGUACGCAGGGGGUUUUCUUUGGGAAUCCUAAUCUAGCGGUCACGAGUUGGGUAGGGCUACCGAUCUACGAUGCCGAUUUUGGUUGGGGGAAGCCCAUACAUAUGGGCCCUGGAUCGCUUGGGUUUGAUGGGAAGUCCUUUAUCCUUCCCGGUAGGGAGGGAGAUGGAUCCUUCAUCGUGGCGUUACGUCUUCAGGUGCCCCAUAUUGAUGAUUUCGAGAAAAUUUUCUAUGAAGAUAUAAGGGUGGUGGUGGUGGUCUGGAAGUGGUGGUGGGGAGGUAGUAGCAAUGGAGAUGGUGGUGGUGGUGGUAGCGAUGGCGAUGGUGGCGGUUGUGGUGGUGGUGAUGGUAGUGGUGGUGACAGUUGCGGAGCGGUGGUGGUGGCGGGAGGUGAUGGCGAUGUAGUGGUGACAUGGAAGUGA